AUGACCAGCGCAACCUUGCAAGCAAUCCGCUACCAGCGUGGGUCACUCGAGAUCCUCGACCAACUCCUGCUGCCACACCAAACCAAAUAUAUCCCCAUCAACUCUCUCGAGCUAGGACACGAUGCUAUCAAGACCAUGAAGGUCCGAGGCGCACCUGCAAUCGCCAUCGUCGCGGCCCUCACCCUUGCUGUUGUUCUCGUCCAGUCCUCGACCUCCUCUUCACUCUCGACUGCGGAACAGGCGAAGCAAUUUAUUGAGGAAUCGCUGGGGUACCUGAAAACCUCUCGCCCGACUGCUGUGAAUCUGUUUGAUGCGGCCCAUAAGCUUGCGGCGGGCGUGCGCGCAAAGGCAAAGGCGGAUGGGGCGACGGGUCAGGAUGUUGUACAGAAGUAUCUGGAACUGGCGGAGAGGAUGCUGGAGGAGGAUGUGAAGGAUAAUAUGAACAUUGGACGCUUUGGGGCGGAAUUUAUUCUCAAAGUCUGGAAGGGUAGUGAGGAUCUUCGAGUCAUCACCCACUGCAACACUGGCUCCCUGGCGACAGCAGGAUAUGGCACAGCCCUCGGGAUCAUUCGCUCUCUCGCCUCCCAGAAACACCUCACACACGCCUACUGUACAGAAACCCGUCCCUAUAAUCAGGGCUCUCGCUUGACGGCCUACGAACUCGUCUUUGAACAGAUCCCUUCCACCCUUAUCACCGACUCCAUGGCCUCCGCCUUGCUCGCCCAACAUCCCGACAAAAUCGCCGCCAUCGUCGUUGGUGCCGACCGUGUAGCUGCCAACGGCGACACUGCCAACAAGAUUGGAACCUACCAGCUCGCCAUCACAGCUCGCUAUCACAACGUCCCUUUCAUCGUCGCUGCCCCUUCAACCUCGGUGGAUCUGAAUAUCGCCUCAGGAAAGGAAAUCCAUAUCGAGGUCAGACCUGAGGUCGAGGUCACGACGCUGAGAGGUCCCGUCGUUGAUCUUGAUUCAAUCAAGAAGGACUCGAGCGAUGUGGAGUUCAAGAAGACUGGUGAAGGCGACGUGGUCGCAGAAACUAUUGCCGUUGCGGCCAGGGGGAUCGGUGUCUGGAACCCGUCGUUUGAUGUUACGCCUGCAGAAUUGAUUUCAGCCAUCGUCACUGAGAAGGGUGUCGUUCUCAAAGACGACGGUGUCCAGCAGUUCGGUAUGAAGGCCUUCUUGUCAGGCGAGUCCAUCUAA
Molecule: messenger RNA, 1200 nt
Organism: Gamsiella multidivaricata
Lineage: Eukaryota; Fungi; Mortierellomycota; Mortierellomycetes; Mortierellales; Mortierellaceae
Product: Methylthioribose-1-phosphate isomerase
Exons: 2
Coding region: 1-1200 (399 amino acids)
Molecular function (GO): S-methyl-5-thioribose-1-phosphate isomerase activity
Source: RefSeq, a predicted model, not a curated record